Molecule: messenger RNA, 2156 nt
Organism: Monodelphis domestica (gray short-tailed opossum)
Lineage: Eukaryota; Metazoa; Chordata; Mammalia; Didelphimorphia; Didelphidae
Gene: TASL
Product: TLR adaptor interacting with endolysosomal SLC15A4
Biological process (GO): regulation of toll-like receptor signaling pathway
Source: RefSeq, a predicted model, not a curated record
ACCCGUGUCUUCCAUUGUGGUAUGCUCUGGGGAUGUAAAUAGAAAAAGCAAGAUAACUCACUUAAAUGUGGAAAGACAUCAUCUAUGGAGAUUGCAGCUUUAAUGAGGUUGGAAAGAUUCAGAAGUCUUGAAGUUUCAUUGAAAAAUCUGAUUAUCAUGCAUAAAAGGCACCAUAGCGGGGUGCAAUGGACAGCCUUGGAAGACAGUGGUAAGUCCCAUGUUAGGACCUAAUAAUCUUUUAUUUUACCAGAAAGAUUAAAAUUGGUGACUCCUAGCUCCCUCAUGAUCUGAGAUCAUUCCUACCAUGAUUCCAGGGGACCUAGCCCAUUACCACUGGGAAGCAGAGGAUAGACUGUACUUGAAUUGAUUAACUUAACCUUAUUCCACUUGGAUGUGGUGCUAUUAUUUAUGUUUAUUUCUCCAAUGGUUUGCCUUUAUGCUUUUUUAGAUGAAUUUUAGUACUGAUGGCUUCUCACAUAAUGUUUUUCAAUACACCAUUUUAGCAAGCAUCAGUUUCAUAGAUGAGUUUCAUUUCAUUUUACCAAAAAGAGGAAGAAAUACUUUUCUGUGGCUAGAUUUGUCUGUCAGUUGCUGCUCUCUCAGCCACCCACGAACUGGUCCUUGGGACUUCCCACUGUUGCUUUAACACAAAUCAAAAUUAGACACCAAUCACUAGUUCCAUGAAGGCAGUUGCAAAAAGAGGAGCAAUAAAUAUACUGAAAAACUUGAUUUUUUUUUUUUAGCAAAACGCCAUCUCAAGGAAGAUUUGCAGACAUUUAGGGGUGAAAAGAGCUACAGAGCUUGCUCCCUCCACGGUCAAUUGCUGUGUUUCCACUGUGCCUCAGGAGCAGUUAGGCUGGAGAAGUUUUGAGGCUUGGAGAGAAUAAGUCACUUGCCUAGAGUCACAUAACUUGCAGGUCUUUCUAGGAAUGCUUUCAGAAGCAUAUCUCAUUGGAAUUGCCUACUGGUCUGAUAACCACCUGACUUAUACUCCUAAUGAUGAACAAGUUGCUGAGGAAAAGGCAAGUGAGAUGAACUCUGCCAGUAGUAUUCCCUGUUCAUCUGCAGAUGAAGCACAAGGCAAAAGUCUUCACUGGACAUGCCAGCCUCCUGGAAAGUUUAUUUCUUCAAUUCGUUCAAGAGAAAACCAACAUAGCUGGAAACAAAAAAUCUCAGUGCUGGAAUCAAAUCAGAACCCUGUCUUUGAAUGGCAAACUUCUCAUGGAGCUGAAGACUGUGGAGACUCCAAUAUGAGCAGAGAAACAUACUUGGUGCCUCCUUCCUGUAAAAGUAUUUGCAAGAAUUAUAAUGAUUUACACAUUGCCGGGGGCCAAGUCAUGGCCAUCAACCUAGCUGCAACAGAUUCUACCUUGGACAGCAGCUUUGAAUUUGGCCCAUUUUUGAAAUCUUCAGAAAUUCCUUUGCCUAUGGAAGAAUCCAUUUCAACUCAGUUCAGUGACUUGCCCUGCAAACCUCUUCAAAGGCACUCAUCUUAUUGGCGAAUAACCAGCAUCAAGGACAAAAGUAUUGUGCCACUUCAGAAGCCUCUUUCCAAUGCCAUGCUGAAUGAAUAUUUGGAACAGAAGGUAAAGGAGUUAUAUAAACAGUAUAUCAUGGACACCGUAUUUCAUGACAGUUCUCCUAUUCAGAUUCUGGGAUCAGAGCUCAUCAUGACAAGCGUGGAUCAAAUCAGUCUACAGAUUUCCCGGGAGAAAAAUUUAGAGGCCAUGAAGGCCAAAGAUAUGGUCAUUAACUGCCUCUUACGACUGGUCUCUACUGAAAUCAGCACCCCUAGUCUGCAUAUUUCCCAAUAUAGCAAUGUGAAUCUAUGAAAAAGAUAUCAUAAUUUCUCUUACAGUCAAACUCAUAGCUGCAUUUUAUUUAAUUCUUUCUUAAGCUCUAUGGGGGGGGGGGACAGGCAUUAGGAAUAUAUGGAUCAAAACAUGGAGUAGUUAUGUAUAUAAUGUGAAUCAGAGAUGUGAACUGAAAGUGAAAAGGAUGUGAAGGAAGAAUACCAGGAAAGCUAUAUGAACUAUUUUAAAGAACAGCAACUAAACAAGAGAAAAGUAGCAGAAAAAAGGAGAAAAUAAAUGUCAAGCUUAUGUAACAUUUCAAAAGAAGAAAAAUAAAUCAAUGGUCAAAGGAAAACAAACAAA